AUGAGUGAAAGCUAAGAAUCAUCAGAAUUUCAAUCAGGCUCAUCGAAACUUGAUAAUAAGUACAAUUUUCAUUAAUAAAAGAAGAAGUAACUAAUUAGGUUUGACUAAUGUUGAAAGUGGAGAUGAAUUAAUAAAAAAGAAAACAAAAUUAAAUGAUGAAAAUGGACAAAUUAAAAUUUCAAGAAAGGUAAGUGACGACCUAAUUAAAAUAUUUGAGAGAUUGCCAAACGAUUAAAUCACAAAAUUAUUGGAUGCUAUCAAAGUCAAAAAUUCACGUAUCUCACAAUUUAUAUAAAUAGCUGAUUUACCUGUUCGAGUUAAUCUUGUUGAUCUAAUGCAAAAAGACGAAGAUUUUGUUUUGGAUAGUUAAUCUGACUCUCAAAAAGAAAAAAAAAGAAAAAAAAGAGAAUCCAAAGAAAAAGAAUGCAGAUGUUGCAAGUAAAUAGUGAAGCGUCAUCAUUGUACACACACAGAAUGCGAGAAGCCUUGCUAAAUCUAAGAGAAAAUGAAAAAAAACAAAACCUGA
Molecule: messenger RNA, 526 nt
Organism: Paramecium octaurelia
Lineage: Eukaryota; Ciliophora; Oligohymenophorea; Peniculida; Parameciidae
Source: the annotation of a GenBank genome assembly